This is a messenger RNA of Pecten maximus, 1062 nucleotides long. RefSeq names its product extensin-3-like. NCBI's taxonomy places the organism in Eukaryota, Metazoa, Mollusca, Bivalvia, Pectinida, Pectinidae. The coding region runs from base 1 to 1062 and encodes 353 amino acids. The record is from RefSeq and is a predicted model, not a curated record. The transcript has a single exon.
AUGUCCCCUACAUCACUAGCUUCACAUCCCCUCCAUCACAUCAGCUUCAUGUGCCCUCCAUCACAUCAGCUUCAUGUGCCCUUCAUCACCUCAGCUUCAUGUGCCCUCCAUCACCUCAGCUUCAUGUGCCCUCCAUCACCUCAUCUUCAUGUCCCCUCCAUCACCUCAGCUUCAUGUGCCCUCCAUCACCUCAUCUUCAUAUCCCCUCCAUCACCUCAGCUUCAUGCGCCCUCCAUCACAUCAGCUUCACAUCCCCUCCAUCACCAGCUUCAUGUGCCCUCCAUCACCAGCUUCAUGUGCCCUUCAUCACCUCAGCUUCAUGUGCCCUCCAUCACAUCAGCUUCAUGUGCCCUCCAUCAUCUCAGCUUCAUGUGCCCUCCAUCAUCUCAGCUUCAUGUCCCCUCCAUCUCCAUCUCCAUGUGCCCUCCAUCACAUCAGCUUCAUGUGCCCUCCAUCACAUCAGCUUCAUGUGCCCUCCAUCAUCUCAGCUUCAUGUGCCCUCCAUCAUCUCAGCUUCAUGUCCCCUCCAUCACCAGCUUCAUGUCCCCUCCAUCACCUCGGCUUCAUGUGCCCUCCAUCAUCACAGCUUCAUGUGCCCUCCAUCAACAGCUUCAUGUGCCCUCCAUCAACAGCUUCCUGUGCCCUCCAUCACCUCAGCUUCAUGUCCCCUCCACCACCAGCUUCACAUCCCCUCCAUCACCUCAGCUUCAUGUCCCCUCCAUCACCAGCUUCAUGUGCCCUCCAUCACUAGCUUCACAUCCUCUCCAUUAUCUCAGCUUCAUGUGCCCUCCAUCACCAGCUCCAUGUGCCUUCCAUCAUCUCAGCUUCAUGUGCCCUCCAUCACCAGCUUCAUGUGCCCUCCACCACCUCAGCUUCAUAUCCCCUCCAUUACCAGCUUCAUGUGCCCUCCACCACCCCAGCUUAUAUGUGCCAUCCAUCACCAGCUUCAAAUCCUCUCCAUCACCUCAGCUUCAUGUGCCCUCCAUCACCAUCUUCAUGUCCCCUCCAUCACCUCAGCUUAACGUGCCUUCCAUCACCUCAGUUUUAAGUGCCCUCCACUAG